This is a messenger RNA of Ficedula albicollis (Collared flycatcher), 3292 nucleotides long. It is a transcript of the gene POLN, whose product is annotated as polymerase (DNA) nu. The coding region runs from base 1 to 2580 and encodes 859 amino acids. NCBI's taxonomy places the organism in Eukaryota, Metazoa, Chordata, Aves, Passeriformes, Muscicapidae. Gene Ontology annotation, biological process: DNA-templated DNA replication; double-strand break repair. The record is from RefSeq and is a predicted model, not a curated record. Gene Ontology annotation, molecular function: DNA binding; DNA-directed DNA polymerase activity. The transcript is spliced from 25 exons.
AUGUCUGGGAGCAAAUGUUUAAUCUUAAAAAUGGAGCGCUACAUAGGAUGUGAGAUUUCUAAAGUGCCUUUAUCUGAUAUUGCUCAGAGGAUUAUGACAGCUUUGCAGUGUAUUCCUGUAGAAGUUCAGACUAACAGAGAAAAUAACCAGAGUAUAGAGAAGACAAAGGAAAAUAUACUAGGUGAUAAGGAUGCACAUCUGAGAAAUGAAAAGAUGGAUUGUGAUUCCAGAAUUGCCAGAAUUUCAGAUCCCAGAAUAUUAAAAGCAGCUGUCAGCCCUGAAAAAAGAACUACUGGUCAGAUAGUCAGGACAGUGUAUAAGGAUAAAAUACUUGGCUGUCAAGAUACCAAAAUAUUGAGCUGUUACCAGGAUUCAGGUUUCCCAAAAUGGGGAUAUCGAGAAAGGAGUCUUUUAGUAGAAGAAAAAAACCUGAAGGAUGGGGAAAAGAAAAUAGUUAUUCCUCUUAAAAGAAAGCAGAAUGUGUCUACAUCUUGUUCAGAGAAAACAAGAAGAUUGCUUGUAAAUACCUACAUGUUCUCACAUGAAAGAAGAUACAGCUGUACUCCUGGACAAGUAAAGUCUUCUGGAAAGUAUCCUCGUGAUAUCAGCAGUUUAGCAUGUGAAGAAAAAAGUGAACUGCUUGCAACUCUAGAACAGGCAGCAGCUUUUGUAACUACUAUGAUAUUUCAAGAUGGUUCUUCACAGCUCAACUCGGAGCAGGCCUCUACCUCAUCAGUUAAAGGAGUUGUUGUGCUGGUGAAGAAUCAGACUGAUCAGCCUUGUCCUCCCAUUCACACUUCAACUGGCUAUACUUGGAAUGCUGCUAAUGAAAAUGAUAAAUUAAUUUAUUUAAAAACUGAACAGUCAUCUCUCUGGGAACAAGAACAGGCUCACAAGAAAUUUUCUUGGCAAGUGUUGUUUCAAAUGCUACAGUGCAAAGUUCCAAUAAUUUGCUUCAAUGCAAAAGAUUUCCUGAGGACUCUACUUCAAGUUUAUGGUAAUGAAAUCAGCUGGAAACAAGUUGCUAAUAGUGUCGUGUUAGAUCCAAGGAUUGCAGCAUGGCUUAUAAACCCCAGUGACACCGUUCCUUCCUUUGAGAGUUUAAUACAGAAGUAUUUUGAAAAGCCUUCUUCAAAGGGAGCAGAAAAUACAGAUACAGGCACUUUGAGAAAUGUAUCUUAUCAAAACUUAGGUGUGAACUUGGAGAAGCUUUAUAAUGUAAUGAUGGACCUUGCUCAAGAUUUAAAGGCUCAAGGAUUGUGGAACUUAUUUUGCACAUUAGAGCUUCCACUUAUCAAAAUUCUGGCAGUGAUGGAAACACACAAAAUAUAUGUGAACAAACAAGAACUGAAAAAAACAUCAGAGAUUCUAGGGUUGCGGCUCAAAGAGCUGGAACAGGAGGCUCAUGAGGUUGCUGGAGAACGAUUCCUUUUGACCAGCAGUUGUCAGCUCCGAGAGGUGCUAUUUGAUAAGUUAAAACUGCAUACGCUGUGUGAGAAACUUCACAGAACUGAAAUACAACAGCUCGUAUCCACCUCAGAAGUUGUGCUAAAUAAAUUGCAAGAUCUUCAUCCUUUGCCUAAGAUAAUUUUAGAAUACCGCCAGGUUCAUAAGAUGAAAUCAACUUAUGUGGAUGGACUACGAACGUGCAUGAAAAAGGGAUUUAUUUCCUCUACUUGGAAUCAAACAGGAACUGUGACUGGCAGACUUUCAGCUAAACAUCCUAACAUUCAAGGUAUCUCUAAACAUCCAGUUACAAUUACAAAGAAACAGUAUAUAAAAGGAAAAGAAGAGGACAUAAUAACUAUUUCCCCAAGAACACUGUUUGUUUCAAAAAAUGGAUGUACAUUUUUAGCAGCAGACUUUUGCCAUAUUGAGUUAAGGAUCCUUGCUGACUUAUCAUGUGAACCAGAACUUCUGAAACUGUUCCAAGAACCUGAAAUCACUGAUAUCUUUACUACACUGGCAUCUCAGUGGAAAGGGAUUCCAAGUGACCAAGUGAAACAUGCUGAUAGAGAGCAAGCAAAGCGUAUUGUUUACUCUGUGGUUUAUGGAGCAGGUAAAGAACGUCUCGCUGACUGCUUGGGAAUUACUCCAGUUCAAGCCAGUCAAUUUAUAGAGAGUUUUAUGGAAAAAUACAAGAAAGUAUAUGAAUUUACAAAGAAAACCAUUGAACAGUGCCGAAAUAAAGGUUAUGUGGUUUCCAUAAUGGGACGCAAAAGGCCACUGGCCAAUAUCAAUGCACAGGAUUACAAGCUACGCACUCAAGCAGAGAGGCAGGCUGUCAAUUUUGUUGUUCAAGGCUCUGCAGCUGAUCUUUGUAAAAUGGCUAUGGUGAAGAUUUUUGCCUCUGUUGUCACUUCUCCGACUUUAACAGCCAGGUUAAUUGCCCAGAUCCAUGAUGAAUUGUUGUUUGAAGUAGAAGAUUCUCAAAUCCAGGAAUUCUCAGCACUGGUAAAAAGAACAAUGGAGUCCCUGCAGGAAACCACAACCUUGGAAGUGCCACUGAAGGUUCCCUUGAAAGUGAUUCUCACUACUGGGAAAUCAUGGGGGUGUAUGACAGAAUUGCAGGAGAUGUAAAGCAGUCAUUGGGGAUGUUAUUCAGUACCCAAACACCUCAUUGGCCUGUGCUGAUUCCUCGCUGAAUCACUAGGCAACAGCGCUGCUGGAUCUUUCAUAAGCACCUAAUACUCUGCAUGUGAAUUUUUUUACUUCAUUUUGUCUGUAGCCCUAGGCAACAGCAGUGAGAUAAAACUGGUUUUUACCAGUUCAUUGUGUUUCCUUUAGCCAAGGUAUCCAGCGGGGAGCUGCUUUUGUUCACAGCUAAAUUACUACAUGCAAGAAAUGAAACAAGACAGUAUUAACCCUUUGGGAGCAUCACAAAUAUAUUUGAGUUACAUGGAUGUUUAGACUUUAAUGUUAAAUAUUUUGUGAAGUGCUUGUGUAAAAAUACUUAUAAGCUGGCAGUGUUUGAACUGUGUCAGAUGCUUAACUGUUGUGUUCAGCUUAUUUUGUAUUUUGUGAGUAGAAUGUAGCUGCUUGGUGUUCAUCACAUAUAUUACAUGUCCCAUUCCUCAGACUUAGAAAAAGAGUUAAUGAACUGAAUUUUUAUCAAGAAUUUUGAAGCAAAAUAGGUAAAUAAAACUAGAAGCCUAAAUGUAUUAAAAAUAAAGAGAUUGUUGUCCAUUCAAUUAAUUUCAAAUUGAGUUUGCACCAUAGCCUUAGCAUACUUUAGACAAAGUAUCGCAGUUUUCCUAAUCUGUUGUUUUUAUUACUCAUGAUAAAUAUUGUU